AUGUAAAUUAAAUUCUUAUGCCAUAAUUAUAGUAGUAAAAUAAAAAUCGGUCAGAUAUAUCUAUUGUAAAGUAUCGACGUUUAAUGUAUACUUGAUACCGACUCAGUCAAAGUAUCACCCCGUUAAAAUACCUAAGUAUGAGGUGAGUGUACGUUAACACCGUUUGUUAUUGUCGGAAGGAAGAGAGAGGGAGAAUGGGACAGUGAAAGUGGAUCAAUACGCGGCGAGCGUGCAGCUCGUCUGGCAACAUGCGGCUGUCUCUCCUAGUAGUCGAAAUCGCCUGUCUGCGCUCGAUGAAGAGCGCAUAGAGAGCACGUAGUAAUUUGUUGACAGAUUGACUAUAACCCAUUGGCAGUUGCAGGUGACAAUUUUCUCCGAAUUUCACGUACAACGAUGCGAUCGAUUCGGCCGUGCUUCAUCGACUUAGUGCAAGUUGAUGCGUGAAGUGUUGAAAGCUCUGGACGAUUAAAGAAAUUGAUAAUUUGUCAAAAAUAUUUACAUUCUUCAACUCUACGAGUGCACCGAUUUUGAAUUAGUUUUUGUCGUAAAAUGAGGAUUUACAUUAUAUAUCAUCGAUCGAAAAGUGAAUCGUCAACUUGUCGAUGAUCAAAGAAUGUUAUGUGUUGAAUUAUGUAGGUGUAAUUGUGACAGACAGACAAUAAGUCGAUCUUGUUGCAUGGGGAGUCGGGAAGAUUGGAAACUUUGGCUAUCCGAGAUUGACGAGAGAAGGAAGCGGCAAUUAGAAAGCGGUUUGGAUCAUCGUGUACAUGUUACUCGGUCGCAAUGUACCUGUCUCAUCUUGUACGAAGGAUGACCUGCAAGCAGGAGUUGUCUUGCUUGCGAUUUUUGCGUUGGACUGCCCUGGUGCCGCUCGUAAUCUAUAUCUCACUCCUAUUUGUCAAGUACAAUAAAAGCGUGCCUCUGAAAAGUCUAUCGGCCUCGAACGACAAGGACAGAGAUGGCUCCGUGAUGGACAGCCUGUUCCUCGAAUUACAAACCGUGACGGUUGACAAAAAGAACUUGGCAGGAUACAAGGAUACGGGAAUCGAUCGUAAGGAUGACGAGGGAGGAAUACAAGAAAUUGCGGAGGCGGAAAAUCGCGAAAAUCCGAGAAAUCUCCUAGAAGACAUCUUCCGCAGAGCUGAUAUUGACGAGAACCAAUUGCUGGAUAUACAGGAAUUGGCGAAGUGGAUUCACGCGAAGAUCACCGAGCACAUCACGCGCGCUAUGCGAGAGAAUGUUGGGUUGUUCACCGCUAUCGACACUAAUCUUAGAGAUGGUGAAGUUUCGUGGGAAGAAUAUCACGCUUAUUUUCUCAGAACUCAUGGUUUUUCUGAGACCUAUAUAAAUUCCCAUGAUAAAAAACACAGCGAAUUAUCACGGACAUUGAAGGAGAGCAUAAUGAGGGAUAGGGCGCGAUGGGCUGAAGCUGCUAGAAAUGAUCCCGACAGAUUGGGUCUGGACGAAUUUCUGGCUUUCACGCACCCCGAGAGCAGUCACAGAGCUCUUCUCCAAAUGGUGGAGGACCUCUUCGAAAAAUUUGAUCGAGACGGUGAUGAACAGUUAACGGAGGACGAGUUCUCGGAUUUGCCAUCGGAAGGGGUCGGCCUAGAUUUACGCGAGGAUCGACAGCAAUCGAUAGGAGGAAGCGAAGACAGGCGUAAGGAGUUUCGACAUCUGAUUGACAAGAAUAAAAACGGGAAAGCCGAUCGAACCGAGCUCUUGAUGUACAUCGAUCCACGAAACCCCAGACAUGCUAUUCAAGAGGCUCAGCACUUAAUUACCUUAUCGGAUAUGAAUUUAGACGGGAAGCUAGAUCUUCCGGAGAUUCUGAGCAAAAUGGAUUUAUUUCUUGACAGCAAGAUGGUAGACACAGAGAAAAGUUUUCACGACGAAUUUCGACGAUAAUUUUCAUAUGGGAACGAGUAUAGUUAUAAAAUUGAAAAAGAACAUUUAUAUAUUAUACUCUCAUUCUCUCAAAAGAAGAUUUCUAGAUAAGUGGACGAAUAAUUCUUUGUAACACCAGGUAGAUGCUACUAAAAACUUUGAUAUAGAUAUUUUUUAAUAUCUUAGAAGAAGAUGUUUUCGAUAUUCGUGUACUGAAUAGACAAUAUGAUUUUUCGAUCCAUGAUCGACAAUGGAUUAGACCAAUACAAUUAUCGAUUCGUGCAGGGUACUCAUUAGUGAUUUUUAUGGAUUUUUUUUUUACGAACGCUAAUCGAUCUAUUGCGCAAACGAAAAUCAUAGGCUUUUAGAACGCAUCUGUGAUAGUCUUAUGACGUAGAAAAUCUUUUAAGUAUAUAGGCACUAUUAUUAUAGUUAUUAGUAGUUCUAUUAUAGUGAUAGAUUUUAAUACAUUAAUUCACGAUAGCUACGGAAUAACUCAAUCAGAUCGUUUACAGGGUUAAAAUUAUAUAUACCGGUAAUUACACUUGCCAAUUGAUCGGUUGUGAAACAGAUAAGGGGUUGCAAAUCCGUCCUUUCGUAUAUUUCUUAGUUUCCUUGUAUGUGACUUGCUCCUGAAUUAUUUAGGAGAAUUAUUAGAUGUUUUAGAUUUGCAGAAAAAGAAUUCUCUCUUUCAAAGAGUAUUAAUCUAAAAAAAUCGCACAAAAAAUAUUAUAUUAAUACUAUGAUAACAUAUAUUAUUGUGCAAUGUUAAUACAACUAUUAUAACUAAUUUAU
Messenger RNA from Formica exsecta, 2682 nucleotides. RefSeq names its product 45 kDa calcium-binding protein (gene myd). The transcript is spliced from 5 exons. Gene Ontology annotation, biological process: calcium-ion regulated exocytosis. Gene Ontology annotation, molecular function: calcium ion binding. NCBI's taxonomy places the organism in Eukaryota, Metazoa, Arthropoda, Insecta, Hymenoptera, Formicidae. Gene Ontology annotation, cellular component: endoplasmic reticulum. The record is from RefSeq and is a predicted model, not a curated record. The coding region runs from base 784 to 1908 and encodes 374 amino acids.